This is a messenger RNA of Coffea eugenioides, 4698 nucleotides long. Its product is annotated as helicase-like transcription factor CHR28. The record is from RefSeq and is a predicted model, not a curated record. Bases 253 to 4293 code for a protein of 1346 amino acids. Gene Ontology annotation, molecular function: metal ion binding; ATP-dependent chromatin remodeler activity; ATP binding. Lineage: Eukaryota; Viridiplantae; Streptophyta; Magnoliopsida; Gentianales; Rubiaceae. The transcript has 12 exons.
ACAUACAAUAAGCAAAAGCCAAAGAGCGGUGGUGGCUUCACUGAAACCCCAGCGAAAGUUCUGGCGAGCAACUUCCACCUGACUCUAUUAGUAUGUUUAUCACAUGCGAAGAAUUUUUUGGGUUCAAAUUAUAGGAGGAGGAAAGUUGACCGUGGAAUGGAAACACGUCGUCGUUUUCGAGGAGGGGAAGACUAGGGUUUCUUUUCCUUUAGGAUCUUUAAUUUUGAAUGAGUGUAGUAAUUGAAUUGAGAUAUGUUGAUGGCAGACGACAGAUCGAACCUUUGGUCCUCAGAGGAUUAUUCGCUGGAAGCUGAUGAUCUUCGAGACGAUCUUACAAUUGAUAUUGGGACGAUCUUGGAUAUAUUGAAUGAGAAUCCCGAUUCUUCUGAGGGAAAGAUAGAAGACUUGUCAUUCAAUGAUGCGUCAGAAGGGUUACCAAAUAAUGAAGGAGCCCUCUUACCUAGGGAUCACUUAUCAGGUCCUACAUCUUUCUCCCCUUCAUCUGAUAUAAGGAAUGGGAUUUCGGAUGCCUCCUCUGAUUAUACUGAGAAAUCAGGUGUUUCUGAUGGUUCAAAGCGUGAGUUGAGAUUGCAGCUUGGCUCUCCAGUACAUAGUUCCUCUGGGAGUUUGACUGAUUGGAUACCAUUUCAGGGCCAUGGCCAGGGCAAUUUCUGCCUGGAUAAGGAUAUUGUUUCACGUAAUGCUUCGUCAAAUAGUCUUCAAGAUUGUAGAGAAACACAUCAGGAGUUACGCAAUUCUAGUGAGACAUUCAGUUUUCCUGCUGGGUACUUCAGUAAUCAUGUUGCUGAUAAUAGAGAGGUUUCCAAUGUUGAUCAGCGGAAUCAUGAGCUUGAAUUACAGCUUGCAUGUUCGGAAGGAGUUGACUGUGAUGAUGAUUCUUAUGAAACCCCAUCAAACAAAAAGAAUAUGUUGGAGGUAUCAGUGGCAUCCAGUAUGGAUGAAUUUUCUGGGAGCAGUAUGUAUAAUGGUAGAUUGGCAGGAUAUGGUGACCAAUAUUCAAACGCUCCGGUUUUUGUCAAUCUGGUUGAUCCGUCAUUUUCUGCCUUUUCAAAUGAGUUUAGUCCAUGUGAUUUUGGUUUCAAUUUGUUGCCCAACAAUGAUAAUAAGAUGAUUGGCAUGAUGAAGGAAAAAGUUGAGCAUUUGACUCAGGACACAAGCUCAAAUUGUGUGAUGUCCAAUCAAGUGCAGAAGUUGGAUGAUGCAGACUGGGAGGUUCUUGCGCCUGGGGAUCUGGCUGGCAAGGGACUUAGUGCUGCAAGUGUGGGUGUAAACUAUGCUUCUUUAGGCGAUGGGGGUUCAUUUUCUAGAUUGAGUAAUGAGUUCUUCAUGAAGCAAGAGAAUGAUGCAAAACUGAACCGGCUAAUUGCUUCUGAGGUCAUUGCAUUCCAGCAUGGCAUUGAUAUAACCACUAUGAAGUCUUCUGCUGACACUUUUGGGGUGUCUUUUGGUCAAGGGCGAAAGCCAUCUGGGUCAGGUUAUUGGAUGUCUAACUCAAGUGAGAACCAUGAGUUUUCCGUAGAAGAUGAAAGAAAUUUAAUCCAUGAAUCUAAAAGGCCCAGGCUGGGUCUUGAUGAGUAUGAUGGGACUGCAUCUGGAAAUCCCAGUUCAGUUUUUCAUGAUCGAUAUCUGGAUCUACUGAACUCAGAGCCAUCAGGUGUGCCAGUAUCCAGUACAAUUAAGCAUGAAUUUCUUCAUGCAAAUGUAACGAAAGAGAGUUGGCCCAGUUUAAGUGGCCAAGAGGUUCGCAGUGAUUCUUCGGUUCAAACAUGCAGCACUGAUGAUGAUGAAGAUGUAUGUAUUUUGGAGGAUAUUAGUGGACCGGCACGGCCAUAUUUCUCUACUUUCAAUGGGAAGUCAUUUUUUGUUCCAAAGAGUACUGUGAUUUGUAAUUCCUUUAAUUCUGUUGGACUGGGACACAAGAAGGCAAAUGGUGAGCGCUUUGUAUUUCGAGCUGCGUUGGAGGAUCUUUGUCAGCCGAAAUCAGAAGAUGCUCCACCUGAGGGCCUUUUGGCAGUUACCCUUUUAAAACAUCAGCGUAUUGCUUUAUCGUGGAUGGUUAAGAAGGAGAAUGAUGCUGUACGCUGUUCUGGUGGUUUUCUUGCUGAUGAUCAGGGACUUGGGAAAACAGUUUCAACAAUUGCACUUUUACUAAAAGAGAGGUCUCCAUCUUCUACAAAAUCUAAUGGGAAAGAAAGUGAGGCAGAGACAUUAAAUUUGGAUGAUGAUGAUGAUGAUGAUGAUGAUGAUGAUCCUGGGUCUGAUGGUGGGAAACCAAACGAAGGUGUUGAGUCUUGUCAAGUGAGUGGAAGUUUUUGUGGGCAAAAGAUGGCUGCUGUUCAUGCAAAACGUAGACCAGCUGCUGGAACCCUCAUAGUAUGUCCAACAAGUGUCCUUCGUCAGUGGUCCGAGGAACUCCAAAACAAGGUCAGCAGUAAAGCUAACCUAUCUGUUCUGGUCUAUCAUGGAAGUAAUCGAACAAAAGAUCCUUAUGAACUGGCCAACUAUGAUGUUGUGCUAACAACCUAUUCAAUAGUAAGCAUGGAGGUGCCAAAACAACCCCUGGUGGAUGAAGAAGAGGAUGAGACAAAAUCACUGACAGAGCUGUCAUCUAGUAAAAAAAGGAAGUAUCCUCCAAGUGCUAGUAAAAAAUCAUCUAAAUCCAAGGACAAUUUGAAUGGUGAAUCGCUGUGUAAUCGUCCGCUUGCUGCUGUGGGCUGGUUUAGAGUUGUAUUAGAUGAGGCUCAGUGCAUUAAGAAUCAUAGGACUCAAGUAGCUAGGGCUUGUUGGGGUCUGCGUGCUAAGCGUAGGUGGUGCUUGUCAGGAACACCUAUGCAGAAUGCAAUUGAUGAUCUUUAUAGUUACUUCAGAUUUCUUAAGUAUGACCCAUAUUGGAUUUACAAAGAAUUUUGCUCUGGAAUAAAGGCCCCGAUUAAUGACAAUCCAUCAAAUGGGUACAAAAAGUUGCAGGCUGUGCUCAGGACCAUCAUGCUACGUCGCACCAAAGGUACUAUUCUUGAUGGAGAACCAAUCAUCAACCUUCCACCCAAAACAAUUAAACUGUGUAAAGUGGAUUUCACGCAGCAGGAGCGAGAUUUUUACUGCAGACUUGAGGCUGAUUCACGUGCUCAGUUUGCAGAGUAUGCAGCUGCUGGGACUGUAAAGCAGAAUUAUGUUAACAUAUUGUUGAUGCUUUUGCGACUUCGACAAGCCUGUGACCAUCCUCUUCUUGUUAAGGGAUUCGCUUCUGGUUCAAACUCAAUAUCCUCUCUUGAUAUGGCCAAGAAAUUACCACAUGAGAAGCAAAUUCAUCUUCUGAAUUGUUUUGAAGCUUCCUUAGCAAUUUGUGGUCUAUGCAGCGAUCCCCCUGAAGAUGCUGUUAUAACUAGCUGUGGACAUGUUUUCUGCAAUCAGUGCAUAUGUGAGCAUCUAAGUGGUGAUGACACCCUUUGCCCAACUGCAAAGUGCAAAGCUCAUCUUAACAGAUCUUCUGUAUUUUCUGUAGCAACACUAAGAUGUUCUCUAUCUGAUCGGACUACUUUGGAAAGCAAUUCUAAUUGCUCUUUUGAUUGCGCAUAUGAUUCUUCAAAAAUUAAGGCUGCUAUUGAGGUCCUGCAGUCAGUGACUAAAAGACAGAAUUUUUCACAAGUUAGUUCCUCAAGUUCUGUUGAGGAAGGAAUUUCUAGUGUAGAGAAUACGUCAAGUGUUCAUUCAGGAGGAUUGCAUGGGAAAACAUGUAGUAAAGAAGAAGAAAUAAAGGGCAUGGCUGAAUCUUCUUGUGGUUCAGUUACAGUAGUGGGGGAAAAAGCGAUUGUGUUCUCCCAGUGGACGAGAAUGCUUGAUUUACUUGAAGGUUGUCUGAAGGAUUGUUCCAUUCAGUAUAGGAGACUUGAUGGAACAAUGUCCGUUGUUGCCAGAGAUAAAGCUGUGAAAGAUUUUAAUACUCUUCCUGAGGUGUCUGUAAUGAUUAUGUCUUUGAAAGCUGCAAGUCUUGGACUGAACAUGGUAGCAGCAUGCCAUGUUCUUCUUCUGGACCUUUGGUGGAAUCCAACAACUGAGGAUCAAGCGAUUGACCGUGCUCAUAGAAUUGGGCAGACCCGUCCUGUUACAGUUUUCCGUUUGACUGUGAAAGACACAGUUGAAGACCGCAUUUUGGCCCUUCAGCAAAAAAAGAGAGAGAUGGUUGCCAAUGCAUUUGGAGAGGAUGCGACCGGUGGCCAAGCGACUCGACUUACUCUGCAGGACUUGGAAUACCUGUUUAGAGCAAAAGGCUGAGAAGGUCCUUUUGAUGGUUCAUAUAACUUUUAGAAGUGUUUGGCUUUGUAUGCUCAUUAUUAGCAAAGUGCAAAUGAUGGGAGCUGUUGAAAUAGAUCUUAGGACUAACUGGAACAGGUGACCACAUUUUAUAUGAUGAUGAUGAUGAUGAUGAUGAUUGAUCAUGUGGACCGUCAUUGAAGGCUUGCGUGAUCGAAUUUUUGAACCAUUGGUUUCUUAUAGCUUUACCGUGUAUAGGAGGAGUUGGGACGCUGCAUAUUUCAUCCGAUGAGGAUACAUCCCUGCUGGGUAUCGAUGAUUCUUUCAAGUUGCAUUGUAAAUGAUAGGUUCCUUUUUGGCUGGAUAUAACCACAAAUUGACGGUGUUAUUUUGAUUGGUUAAUAUAGUGAGCAUCUUUUUGGUGAA